Molecule: messenger RNA, 2667 nt
Organism: Ylistrum balloti
Lineage: Eukaryota; Metazoa; Mollusca; Bivalvia; Pectinida; Pectinidae
Exons: 9
Coding region: 13-1659 (548 amino acids)
Source: RefSeq, a predicted model, not a curated record
UCUGUAACAGACAUGGAGAAACAUUACAUUCUGUGUGCUCUAGUGAUCGUCUGCUGUUUUUAUGGGGUGAGCGGCGAUACAGCGUGUUCCCGAGCCAACAGGACAACAGACCUCCAGGGCUGUCUAGUGCAAAUUUUAUCCAGGGCUGUGAACAAGGAUCUGUUCUGGUUUGGAAGUCUCUACCGAACUUUUUGCCCAGCUCCUGAAAUACUACCACUUGGCUGUGCGAAUUCCUCCCCGGGGGUAGAGGAUAGCAUCGUAUCCCGAAUCUUUUUCUCAGUCGGCAUAGACGCCAAUCUCGUUAAAAAAUACAUCAACAUCAACUUCACUUCUCCUGCCGGUAGCUAUUCCGGUUGUGGUAACACGUGGACAACAGAACAGAAAGAAUUUACUGUCGAUGCUCUCUCGGAUGAGGUGUAUUAUCCUUGGGAGGCCCGCAUGCAGCCAUCCAUCACGUGGGAAGCAGAUGCGGGGAAAAUGUACACGUUGUUCAUCUACGACGUUGGUAGUCAUAUCGUACACGGUGUGUUUAUCAACAUAGAGGGAGGGGACCUCUCUGUUGCCGAGACUAUCAAGGCGUACAGAGGUCCUCUGACUGUCGGGGGCAAACCAAACGUCUACACGUUUUGGCUGUUCGAGCAAGAAGGUCGUGUUAACGUGAGCGAUGAGUGGCUCGCCAAGUUGACCGCUCCGAUGUCGUUCUUUAACCUAACUGACGUCAUACGAGACUUCCAGCUCACUGGACCCGUGGGACUAAAUUGGUUUUUGUCCUCCGCAGACGGAUACAGCCUACAAUCUUUUCUGGAUCAAAGAAUCUUGAACAACUGCCCAUUACUCUACACACAGGCUUUGUGGCAGGAGGAACGUUUCUUCGCCAAAAGGGAUCUCAUACAUCUACAGGCGACAUUAGAUAUAACUUACAACACCCCGGAACUGUCCUUUAUCUCUUGUUGUACGUCCUACACCUACAGCGCUAAAACCAUCCAGCCGAAUCCACUUAAGGAUACUCUACAGAAAUGUGGUGACGUCAGAACAUCAGUGGUGCCCUCUGUAGAAAUCAUCAAGAGAACAUAUUUGAGGAAUGCCUACUCAUUUGACGGCACUCUAUACACGCUAAUCAUGAUAGACCUGGACGUGUCGAAUCCUCUGGUAGGGACCGACACUGAACCAUUGCUACACUGGAAAGUCAUCAACAUUCCCAAUGGGACAGUGGAGCUUGGAGAUACGGUCCAGACCUAUAGGGGUCCUGCUCCUCCUGACAACACCACUCAUACUUACUUCUUCCUCCUCUAUCAACAGAACAAACGUCUUAAUGUCGCUGAUAUGGACAGAUAUGUUGGAUCAGAUUGUCCAGAGUCUGUAGCCGGAAGGUGUCUUUAUAACCUAGCAUUGUUUGUGCUCGAGAGUGCUUCACCAAACACUCCAUAUGGCGCCAACUGGAUACGUGCCGAGAACGACGAAUAUGUACGCUACACACACGUCCUGAACGGAAGUAACGAGGAAGAUGUCUGCGAAGAUGUUCAGGGCUACGACAUUCCAUGUCCAGUUGAUCCGAUUAAUGGUGCUACGAAGUCAACAAACAUAUGUAGCCUGCUUGUCGCGGUGUCAAUAUGUAUAAUUGUUACGCUCAAUCAAGUACUAGGAACGGGUAUUUGUUGAUUGUUUCCUAGAGGUAUGAGAGAGAUUUCAUCUGAUUUGUUGAUAGGACUCAUGUGAGAAAGGCACGUCCUCUUAUUCGCUGAUUUGACGCAUGUGAGAGAGACGCGUCGUCUGAUUGGUUAAUAUGACUCAUGUGAGAGAGACGCGUCAUCUGAUUAGCUUAAUAACACCUUUCUUUUUUUAAAAAAAAAUGAGGUAUUUUGGUAUCUUAAGGAAUGUAGAAGGCGGUAAUACCUCAUAGUAAAUAAGACUUCAAGCGUUUGGUGACUAAAUCGUUACUGGCUUAUAGAAAGCAUAAAGUUUUGGGCGAUAAAACGCGAGUCAUGUGAUGGAAUUAGGAAGAGGGUCAGAUUAAUAGGAUGAUCGUGUGUUUAGUGGUGGGUGUUUUGGACAAUAUAGCGCUGCAUAAAUUGUAAAAAAGAAAUAAACAUCAAACAUCGUUUGCAGUGCUUGCACAAUAUGUACUUCAACUAGUAUGUAAACAAUAAUGAUGUUUCACUUCUAAUUUUCUCGCAGUCGUAGAACACAUUUGAGAGCACUUUAUCUCACAUUACGAUUUCAGCGAUACUGAAAGCACUGUCAUUGCUAAACCCAGGCCCAUUCAAAUAACAUACAGCUGAUGUAGUACAAUUUCAAUACUAGGUACAGCUGAUGUACAGCUGAUGUGUAUCUUUAGGUACAGCUGAUGUAGAGCUGAUGUAGUGCCUUUAGGUACAGCUGAUAUACAGCUGUACUAGUACAUUUAGGUACAGCUGAUGUAAGCUGAUGAAGUACCUUUAGGUACAGCUGAUGUGUAUCUUUAGGUACAGCUGAUGUGUAUCUUUAGGUACAGCUGAUGUAGUACCUUUAGGUACAGCUGAUGUAGAGCUGAUGUAGUACCUUUAGGUACAGCUGAUGUAGAGCUGAUGUAGUACCUUUAGGUACAGUUGAUAUACAGCUGAUGUAGUACAUUUAGGUACAGCUGAUGUAAGCUGAUGAAGUACCUUUGGGUACAGCUGAUGUGUAUCU